GUCCGCGAUGGGCUUUCGGAUAGCCAGUGGCUCUCCGGCCGCGUUGUGGCGGUAAACCCGGUCCAGGUGCGCCUAAAGGGUGGGCGCGUGGCCUUCACUUGGCGAGAGAUCGUUGCCGAUUGCCAAAGCAGAUCUCCAUCACCCUCACCGACAUCCCCAAGAGAGCCUGGCUCUCCGUGCCUCCAUCCUGCCGGUUUGCAGGCUCGCCGCCGUGCACGAACUCUCUCACGCCGGCGCCGGCGUCGAGAGAAGGAGAUGAAGGAGAAAGAGCUGGAGAUGCAGCAGGCUGUUCUGACUAUGCUUCAGCGUGCCAAAGAUGACCCAAGGAUUCCCCAAGCAGCGGAGCAGGCAAAGCAGACGAAGGCGAGAGCGCUCCGGGAUGCCCUAGACGAGGUCUGCCGAGAGAUGGAGGAGUACGCUGAAGAGAUGAAGCAGCAAGCAGAGGCUGCAAGAAAGGAGAAGCCCCAGGCCAAAGAUGCCAAAGCAUCUCAAAGCAAAGACGCGAGGAAAAACAAGAAGAAACCGGUCCAAGAAGCGACCAAGGAGCCUCUGGAUGGAGAGAUGAACGACGCAGAUGUAGAAGUCGGAGAGGCCGAAGAACAUGGCGAGGACGACUGGAACCCUCUCAAGGCACUGAUCCGCCGGAAACCCGCAAGGCGCCCCGCGGAAUUCAAAGAGGCAUCGUGGGCAAAAGUCGAGCGUCUCGCGAAAGGAUUGAAAGGCCGUGGUGUGAAGUUGCGGGACCUGAGACUGCUCACGGUGAAGGAGCGCGAGAAGCUCCUGAAGGAGCACUUGGGCCAUCCCUCUGGUGAGCUGCCCGCUUCGACAGAAGGCAAUGGCAAGAAGGAACCUCCGACCGUGCCGCUGGCAUCGGCUUGUCCCACGGAUCUGGACACCUUCAUCCAGUGGCUGUGCGAACAGCUCUGGCUUGCUCGAAUUCAGCGCCUGAGCACGCCCGAGAGGCGUAUACAACGGAAGCGACCUCCGCAGGCCGUGAGGUCACAGAAAACUCUCUCGGCGCGUGUGGGCGGAGGCUUCAUCUACGAAACCUUCCAGGCGCCACCCGACUUCGAGGAGGAGCCUCAGAGUCCCGUGGCAGCGAGCGGACCCUCGAGGAGGCAGACGCCAACUCAGCAGGUCCGGAGUUGGGAGCGCGAGAGCACCAUCUCCGCUCGUGUCGGCGGAGGCUUCAUCUACAAGACCUUCCAGGAGGGCGACUGCGACAACGGCAAAGAUGUAGGCGACCUCAACAGGUUCGACGAGCGGACGCUCUGCACGGCAAUCAGCCGCGCCCCUCCGCGACAGUGGGAGCUUGUCCUUGAGUCGCUGGUCACAUGCGGCAAGGACUGUCGACCGACGGUGUUCGCGUACACCGCUGGGAUGGGCCAUUUCCAGAAGGGAGGGCACUGGAUGCAGGCUGUUGAGCUCAUGUGCCGGAUGGUUUGGGCCCGGGUCAUGGCCAACGAGCUGACUUUAAACACAGGCAUCAGCGCCUUCGGCAGCUGCGUGCUAUGGCAUCACGCGCUGUGUCUCCUCUCUUCCUUCCCAGCAGCCAAACUACGAUCAGAUGUCAUCUCCUUUAAUGCCACCACCACUGCCUGCGAGAAGGGGACAGAAUGGAGCAGGUCCUUCCAUCUUCAAUCGGAUCUCCUGACCCGUCAUAUCCAACCCGAUGUGAUCAGCUUCAAUGCCACCAUCACUGCGGCUGCAAAACCUGGUCUCUGGAAGUUGGGUCUACAACUCCUCUCCAAGAUGGCAGGGCAGCGGAUAUCUCCUACCAGUGUCACUUUCAAUUCCGUCCUCAGUGCCGGGCACGGCGGAAAAGAGUGGGGAGCAGUACUCUGGCUGGUCUCAACCAUGCCUGUCAGGAGCAUCGCGGUUGACCGCAUCGGCCUGAAUGUCGCGAUAAGUGCCUGCGCAGCUUGCGCGAAGUGGCGGCUUGCUCUUCACCUUCUUUCAGGAAUGCCUGCCCAGUCAGCCCUGCCGGAUGUCGUCUCUAUCAGUGCGGCCAUGCUGGCGUGCAUAGAAGGCGGGUGUUGGACAACUGCCCUCCAGCUCUUCGCGGACAUGCCUACCCUGAGAUCGACUCCAGAUGCUUCGGCCUACACCACGGCCAUCUCGGCAUCGGAGGCUGGAGGGAUGUGGGCAGUCGCACUUCAGCUUCUGGCAGAGAUGGCUGGAUGCAGCUUAGUACCGGAUACCGCUGCCUGCAGUGCCGGUAUCAGUGCCUGUGAGCAAGGGGGCCAGUGGGAGGCAGCUCUCCACCUCCUUACCGUGAUGCCGACCCUGACUGCUCAGCCCAAUGUGAUCUCUUACAGUGCGACCAUCAGCGCCUGUGCCAAAGGCAGACAAUGGACGUUGGCUUUGGCCCUCUUCUCCGAGAUGGAGCAGCAUGCAGUUCGGGCUAACGAUGUCAGCUACAAUGCCGCCAUCAGCGCCGUAGACAAGACUCCUCACUGGCAAGUGGCCCUUGAACUCCUGUCGUCAAUGCAGAAGGCUGAGGCCAGGCCCAAUGUGAUCAGCUUCACUGCGGCCCUCGGUUCCUGCUCUGCUGCCGGCUGCUGGGACGUGGCUUUGAAUCUGCUGGCGCAGAUGCAGUGUGAGCGCGUCGAGCCCAACGCAUUGACGAUGCAUGCAGCCAUCGCUGCGUGCGAUGCCGUGUGCCGGUGGCAAGUGGCACUGGAGCUGCUUGCAGGCAUCAGCCCGUCGACGAUGGGUUCUUGCCGCUUUGCUGCGAGCUGCGCGGUGGCUGCGGCCGAACGAAGUUGGGUCCCCGCCGCGUUUCCUCUAAGGGUAGCAUAA
Messenger RNA from Symbiodinium sp. CCMP2456, 2802 nucleotides. The record is from the annotation of a GenBank genome assembly. Lineage: Eukaryota; Dinophyceae; Suessiales; Symbiodiniaceae.